AUGAGUUACGCCCCAAGAGGAGGAAGAUACCAUAACCAUAACCAUAAUCACAAUAAUGGCAGCCACAAUCAAUCAAGACGAUACAAUGACAGCAGCAACAACAACAACUACAACAACAGUAAUAAUGAUUCAGUAAUAACAUGUUCAUUCUACAACAAGAUUGGUGCUUGUCGACAUGGUGAAAAAUGUUCCAAAAAACACAUCAAACCAACAACAAGUAAGACCCUACUACUAGCUAACUUGUAUCAAAACCCCAAGUUAAACAAGAAUGAAAGUGAAGAAGUAACCGAAAAGCAAAUUCAAGAACAAUUUGACUUAUUUUACCAAGACAUAUUCAUCCAUUUAGCCAACAUGGGUGAAAUAUAUGACUUUGUCGUGUGUGAAAAUGAAAACAAUCACUUGAAUGGUAAUGUCUAUGUCCAAUUCGUGUCAUCACUGGAUGCAUCUACUGUUAAUACAACGUUAAAUCAAGAAUGGUUCAAUGGCCGACCAGUACAUUCAGAUUUAUCACCAGUGACCGAUUUUGCUGAUGCUCGUUGUCGCGCUUAUGAUACAAAUUCAUGUGAGAGGGGCGAAAUGUGUAAUUAUAUGCAUAUUAGACAACCAUCGCCAAAGUUGAGGGAGUUAUUGUAUAAAGCGCAGGAUAAGAUGUAUAGUGGUGUUAAAUUGGAGAAAUUGAAACAGCAGUUGCAUGAAAUGAAUGAACUGGGACUUACCACAGUGGGAAUAGUAGGUGCUGGUGCUGGCAAAGAAGAAGAAGAAGAAGAUGAGGAUGAUGACGAGGAUGGUGGUGGUGAAAUUAUUAAACAAGAUGCCAAUAAGUUACUCAAUCUGCUUUUCUAA
Lodderomyces orthopsilosis Co 90-125 is the source of this 843-nucleotide messenger RNA. RefSeq lists its product as uncharacterized. Bases 1 to 843 code for a protein of 280 amino acids. The record is from RefSeq and is a predicted model, not a curated record. The transcript has a single exon. NCBI's taxonomy places the organism in Eukaryota, Fungi, Ascomycota, Pichiomycetes, Serinales, Debaryomycetaceae. Gene Ontology annotation, molecular function: metal ion binding; pre-mRNA 3'-splice site binding. Gene Ontology annotation, biological process: mRNA splicing, via spliceosome. Gene Ontology annotation, cellular component: spliceosomal complex; U2AF complex.